Urocitellus parryii (Arctic ground squirrel) is the source of this 3616-nucleotide messenger RNA. RefSeq names its product zinc finger protein 367 (gene Znf367). Gene Ontology annotation, molecular function: RNA polymerase II cis-regulatory region sequence-specific DNA binding; DNA-binding transcription factor activity, RNA polymerase II-specific. Gene Ontology annotation, biological process: regulation of transcription by RNA polymerase II. NCBI's taxonomy places the organism in Eukaryota, Metazoa, Chordata, Mammalia, Rodentia, Sciuridae. The record is from RefSeq and is a predicted model, not a curated record.
AAAAGCCCAAGCGGGGACCGCGGCGCAGGUUGUUAUUUUCGGGGCUCGGCAUCGCGCGUCCUGCUUUCCUGUCACCGCAAGACCAGGCCGCCCGUCGCUUCUCGCCGCCGCUACCUGCAUUCGGGAUUACAGAGAGCGGAGGGCGGCGUGGCCGGGCCGGGUCCAGCCUUCCUGCCCGGACGGGCCCGCCGCGCCGCUCCGCUCCUCCGAGUGCGCCUGCCAUGAGCCGGCGGGCCUGAGCCGGCGUCGCGGAGCAGCGCGGGCGGGCGAGCGAGGGCCGGACCGGGUCGAGAGCGCGGCGCGGCCGGCGAUGAUCCGCGGCGGGGAGGCGCCGAUGGCAGAGCACCCGCCGCCGCCGCCGCCCGUCGUCUUCUGCCACGAGUCCCCGAAGCGGGUGCUGGUGUCGGUCAUCCGGACGACCCCCAUCAAGCCCGUGUGCGGCGGCGGGGGCGAGCCGGAGCCGCCGCCGCCGCUCGUGCCCACCAGCCCCGGCUUCAGCGACUUCAUGGUGUACCCGUGGCGCUGGGGCGAGAACGCACACAACGUGACGCUCAGCCCGGGGGCUGCGGGAGCCGCCUCGGCCGCUCCGCCUGCCGCCGCCGAGCGCCCGGGGCCUCGGGGCCGGGGCGCGCCCCCGCCCGCCGCCUCCGCCGCCGCCUCGGGGGGCGAGGACGAGGAGGAGGCGAGCAGCCCGGACGGCGGCCCCCUCAAGGAUGGAAUCCGACGUGGUAGACCCAGAGCAGAUACUGUCCGGGAUUUAAUAAAUGAAGGAGAACAUUCCUCGAGCAGGAUCCGAUGUAACAUCUGUAACAGGGUGUUUCCAAGGGAGAAGUCGCUCCAGGCUCACAAAAGAACUCACACAGGUGAGAGGCCCUAUCUGUGUGACUACCCAGACUGUGGGAAAGCCUUUGUUCAAAGUGGACAGCUCAAAACACAUCAGCGUCUUCAUACUGGAGAGAAGCCUUUUGUUUGUUCGGAAAAUGGCUGCCUGAGCAGAUUCACUCAUGCAAACCGCCACUGUCCAAAGCACCCUUAUGCCAGACUGAAGCGAGAGGAGCCUACGGACACACUGAGCAAGCACCAGGCUGCAGACAACAAGGCUGCUGCCGAGUGGCUGGCAAAGUACUGGGAGACGAGAGAGCAGCGCGCCCCYGCCCUGAAGGGCAAGCUGGCUCAGAAGGCUGACCAGGAGCAGCAGGACCCUCUGGAGUUCCUCCAGUCUGAUGAGGAGGACGAUGAGAAGAGUGGCGCCCAGCGCCGGCUGCAGGARCAGCGGGAGCGCCUGCACGGGGCCCUGGCCCUCAUCGAGCUGGCCAACCUGACGGGGGCACCGCUCCGCCAGUAGCCUGCACAGACUCUCCACUGUACAGAAGUACUGCCCAUGUACUUACAAAGUAGAUCCUUGGGCAUAAGCUAAGCACCUUAUUUGCUUAUCAUAGGCUGCUAUUCUGUAGAAAUUCAUGAAGAAUGUCAUUGCCCCAGAGUAUGGGGUGAGAGAGAAUUGCACUUUUUUUAUAUGGAAAUGGAUUGGAUGUAAAGUUUAAAAUAUUUUGUAAAUAUGGACUGCACAGUACAGGGUAGAAAACUACAUAUUGUGGGAAGCUAGAUUUUGCAAGUUUAAUGCAUUCAUUGGAAGCAGUUCUCACGGGAAGCACUUUCUGAAUAAGACACUUGUGAAAAAAACAGAAUGGUACAAAUAGCCAAAGAAGGUUGAAAGAGACUAUUUAUAAGAUCAUUUUUAACAAUGUAUAUUAAUAUGUUUUACAAUACUGUAAACACUGAAGCAAGAAAGUAUGAAAUAUGUAAGAUAUAUAUUUUAAAUUACAAAAUAGCGUGUCCAAUAAGGCUUGAGAAAUGGGAAGCUGACUAUUUGGGAUGAUGUUCUAAGUUAUGGACUUGGAAGAAAACAGAUAUUUGAGGAUCUUGGUAAGAUGCACAGUAGUUCAUAAUUUUCAAAAUUGGAGUAAAAUCAGUCUUAUUCUUAUCUUUCUGGGGCUUUCUAACUCACUAUAAUGUUUAAGUUUGAGAAGCACUUGUCAUUCCUAGCAUGUUAACUGGGGAACUUUUGCACAUUUCACAUUUGCUGAAAUUGAGUGAUUAAUCUUGCAAAGUCUAGGUAACAUGGUAAUUGGUAAUUUUUUUUUUAUAUACAAUGGGCCCUGUAAUGAGAUUUGGCACUUGGAUUUUUAUUAAUAAAAGGGACAUCUACAGGGUUGUUUUGUAGUGAAAUGUUUUAGAUCUUUUGUUAGCAAACACUAAAUUUUAGUUGUACUGCUUUUUAGGAUUAUUAGCAAGUGGAAGCCUCCGUAUUUAUAUUUUCAGUGCAUAAAGCCACCUUCUUGCUUUACUUCAGAAUAACAUGCCAAGCUAUUUUGUGUUCACUAAAUUUAGCUAUGAGUUAAACACUGCAGAAAAUAUUAGCUACUCAAAUAUGUAGGCUUCUGGACUAGUUUUAAACUGCAAGUGUGUUAACUUGUGUGGUGGUUUUUUUCCAAAUAGAUGAAGUUAUUAAACACCACUUUAUGUACUGAAGCAUGAACAGGAAAAUCAAGAGCUGAGCAGUCCACCUCCUUUACAUAGGCAAAAACCUCCAUCGUUUUAGCUUUUGUUUUGGGCUGAACUAAAUGACAUGCAUAGCAUGGUAAUUUACAGAUUGCUUAAUUGGAGUGAACCUCAAGAGUAGUAGAGGGAAAGAUGGGCUCUUCAGCACCUUUUUUUUCUUGAGUUGAAGUGCAGUUCACACCUUAUCCAGAAGGUAGGCUUCUUUAUCCAAACAUCCYAGUGUGUGGCAGUGCCCAGGUCACAGCCUUGGGAAGGGGAGGUCUGUAAAUGUCUUGAGGAGGAGCGAAGUGUGAAAGAAAAAUGAUAGUUACCAAUAAUGUGUAUGAUGAGGACAUACUUUAAAAAUGUAAUUCCUCUGUACAGUAAAUUACAAAUCUUUAGGGAGUUUUUUUUUGUAAUAAGAGAAUUUAUAUUUGUAAUGGUCUAAGAAUUUUGUUUGUAAUCUGGUAUAUAGAAUUUUAACUUGGAGCACUUACAAGCAUGGUCAGAGACCAUAGCAUCUGAAUUUUCUUGGUUUAGGUUUCAACAUUUACUCUAGAAUUUUUCCUUUCAAAUAUGAUUUAUAUGAACUGUAAAGCAACACUCAUUAGUCUUGAAAUUUAAAAUCUGAUAAACUUAUCUGAGAAGGAAAGGCAGUACAAAUUUUAAAAAUACAAAUACUUGCCAACUCACAGAUAAUAAGAUUUAAGGGCUUCAAAAAAAGUAGGGGUUUUUAUUUGUUUGUUUCUCCAGUCAGCUUUUGUCAACCACAGUAGUUAUAUUCACAAACAUUUUUUAUUUGUAUAAUUGGAAUUGUUUAAGAAAUUAUUACAGCUCUAGAAACAGUUCAGAGAUUUUUUUUUGAUAUAAGCUAUAUCCUUGGAAAUACAUUGGCAUCUAAAAUUUGAGGUGUGUUUAGACUGCUUUUUGUUUUAAAAAUGUGGUUUACAUUCAAACUUUUGAAGUGUUUUAUGCUUCACGUGGCUAAGUUGUAGUUUGGCAGAUUUAACAGCAUAUGAAUACACAUGCUGUAAUUUUAAAAGAUGCUUUGAAUAAAAUUUUAUUUUAAUUUAAA